CAUCAAAACAAGCAGAAUAUAGAGAAUUUUCAUCAUUUUUUUUAAUGCUUGAUGAUAAUUUGAAAUGUGUUGAGACAUUUUUUAACCAAAAGAAAAGCCAGAUAUCUUAUAGGAUUGGGCUAAUUGUGAAAAAAUACCACUUAGAUUUUCUUAAUGAAAAUAAAUCUCUUAAUCUUUCAAGCGAGGAGAAAGAAGAUCUUUUAAUUUUAUUACUUUCUUUACGUUCAGAUCUCCAAAAGAUAUUUUGGUAUGUAGAAAUGAACAAGAGGGGAUUUUCAAAGAUUUUAAAGAAAGUUGAUAAGAAAUGUAAUAUUUUAGUAAAGUCAAAUUAUAUGGAAUCUAAAGUAGUUUAAAUGAUUUUUAGAUUCAUAUUUAGUAUGAUAAUCAGGUAUUAGUGCUUUUGGAAAAUACAACAAUAAUAGAAUUACUUCAUAACGUUAAUAAUUAUAUUUCUUAUUAUACUAACGUAGAUUCUUCGAAGCAAUGUAAAGAGGAUGUUUUAGACUCAAUUACAGAUACUCUAUCUAAUUUUUGUUUUGUUAUUUCUCCAGUUCUUGCGACAGAGAUACAAACAUCUAUUUAUCAAAAUAAUGUGGAUAAUUUUAAAUUUCUAAUUGAUAAAUUAAGAUCCGAAUCUCUUUCAAAUAUCCUAAUCACUUUGGUACAGAAGUGUCUUAUUGCUAAAUCUUUGUCAUGUAUUAAGGUGGUUUUUCCAUAUUUAGAUGUGCUUAUAGAAGAUGAAGAGAUAAAUAAUAGAAAUCUUAUUCAUAAGCAUAUUAUGUAUAUUGGAAGAUGUAAACUAAAGGCACUCAACAAUACAAAUAAAAAUAUGUCAUCGCUUCCAUAUAUUGAUCAACUACUUUAUCUUAUACCAACAGUAACAAAUUUAUAUAUUUAUACCAGGGAUUCCAAUUCUUGUAAUUCUGAUACCAUAGACAUAGAAGAAACAGAAUCAUUAGAAUUUUUGCUUUCUCAAUUUAGACCAGUUCAUUAUAAAUAUUUAUCAGGCCAAGAUAUAUACCAACGACUUCCUUUACAUUAUGCUGUACAAUAUGGUCUUCUUAAAACUACUCGAUUAAUAUUAGAUUACAUGGUAAAAUGGGGACAAUUAGAUCCUGAAAUUGAUAAUUUAAAUAAUUCCAAGUGGAAAGAUUCAGAAGGAUAUACUCCAUUGCAUUGGGCUAUCUUAAUUCGUGAUAUAGAAAUUUUAAAAACAUUGCAAACCAUAAAUCAGAAAAUUGAUUCACUUUCUUAUGGAAAAAAAAUUAUAUAUGAAGAAAAAAUAGAAAGUGACAACACUUAUUCUGCUUUGGCUCUUGCAGCUAAACUUAAUUACGAUGAGAUAGUAUAUCAAUUGCUGGAAUCUGGAUUGGAUAUUAAUCAUCAAAACAAAGAAGGAGAAACUCCACUUCAUAUUGCUACUCGUCUAAAUAACAUAGCUACUGUUAAAAUACUUUUAAAUGGUACAGAAAAUCAAAAGCAAAAUACAGAAUUACGAGAAAAUCUUUAUGGAUGGACACCUUUAUUUAUAGCAGCAGUAGAAGGCUAUAUUGAAAUAUUACAACUACUUAUUUCUGCAAAUACGAAAAUCAAUGAUGUUGAUUUUUCUGGGUGGACGGCUCUUGAGCAUGCUGUUUUUAGAGGUCAUAUGAAUUGCGUUGAUCUUUUAUCAACGCCAGAAGUACAAGAAUUUGUCCAGAAACAAGCUUUAAUACAUGAAAAUCCAGAGGAUAUGGAGAACGAACAUAAAUUUGUCAUAUAUGAUGAAAAUGAUGAAUCUCAAGACGAAAUUGAGAAAAAUAACUCAUCAGUCUCAUUACAAAAAAACAAUUCUGCGAUAAAAGUAGCAUCAAUGAAAAGUUUCGGCCAUAACUAUCUAAAAGAUGAAUUAAUGGUUAUUGUCACUUUAGGUUCAACUGAUAAAAAAAAGAAAGUGAAGCCAGUAGAAAUCGAUGAUGUUUCUCUUAUAGAGGCACCCAUUUCUCAACAGGAUAUUCCUUUUUCCUUAAUUAUUAAAGCUAGAAAUGCAGAAGGGGGCAAUACAAUUAUAGAUUUUCCAGCUCAUUAUUGUAUAGAAACUGAACCUAUUAUCUUUAAUACUACUAAUUACGAAAAAAUGGAGCUUUUAUUUGAUAUUGUUCCAACAUACAAUGAAAAUCGAAAUGUACCCAUUGGACGUGCUGUUGCUAUAUUAUCAACUAUAAAAACGAAUCUUGGUAAAACAAAAGAAUCAUUGGACGGUGAAUUGAAGAUCCCUAUUUUAAAAGCAGAUACUUUAUCUGUUAUUGGAAGUAUAAAUUUUGAAUUUAGGGUUAUUACUCCAUUUAAACAUCCUAAUAUCUCAACUGAAAACAAUUCUACAUAUUGGAAAUCACUAAUUAAAACAAGGGUAAUUGGCCAUAGAGGACUUGGAGAAAAUCGUGCAUCAAAGAAAAGUUUACAACUUGGAGAAAAUACACUACAGUCAUUUAUUUCUGCUGCAAAUCUAGGAGCAUCAUAUGUAGAAUUCGAUGUUCAAUUGACGAAAGAUUGUAUUCCAAUUAUUUAUCAUGAUUUCCUAGUUUCAGAAACAGGUAUUGAUGCACCAGUUCACAAUUUAACUUUGCAACAGUUUUUGGCAUUGUCGGAAACUAAGAACAAAACUGUUCCACCUGCAUUUUUAAAUGGAUCAAUUUCACCUUUAUCUUCAAAAUUGAGACUCGAUUUUAUGAAACGUUCAAAAAGUCAUUAUUUCAGUAAUUUUAAAGAUCAUAAUGAAUUAUAUGAACGAAUCAAAUAUACUAGAGACUUUAAAAUUAAGGGCUACAAAGGAAAUGCACGUGGACAAAGUAUUCAAGGCCCUUUUAUGACAUUAGAAGAAGCCUUUAAGAGAAUACCUAGUCAUGUCGGAUUUAAUAUUGAAUGUAAAUAUCCUAUGCUUUUUGAAGCAGAAAAAGAAGAAAUGGAUAACAUUGCAAUCGAAUUAAACAAAUGGGUUGAUACAGUUUUAAGAAUUGUCUAUGAUCAUAAAAAAGAUAGGGACAUAAUAUUUAGUAGUUUUCAUCCGGAAAUAUGUUUACUUCUAUCUUAUAAACAGCCCUCAAUACCUAUUAUGUUUCUUACAGAUGCUAAUAUCUCUAAUAGAGAUAUUAGAUGUGCAUCUUUACAAGAAGCUAUUAGAUUCGCAACUAAAUGGAAUUUGUUGGGUAUUGUAUGCAAUUCAGGUCCAUUAGUAUUAUGUCCACGCCUAAUCCAGGUGGUCAAAGAUUCUGGUUUAGUUUGUGUAACAUAUGGAUCAGAUAAUAAUGUCACCGAAAAUGUUAAAUUGCAAAUACAAGCAGGGUUAGAUGCAGUCAUUGUGGACUCUGUUUUGGAAAUUCGAAAAGGACUUACAGUGAAAGAUGAUAAUUUAUAAAUUCAAUUAAGAUUUUUGAACUAUCUUAAAUCAAAAUGAAUCAUG
Pneumocystis carinii B80 is the source of this 3439-nucleotide messenger RNA. RefSeq lists its product as hypothetical. Gene Ontology annotation, molecular function: glycerophosphocholine phosphodiesterase activity; protein binding. Gene Ontology annotation, biological process: glycerophospholipid catabolic process. The coding region runs from base 779 to 3394 and encodes 871 amino acids. The transcript has 20 exons. NCBI's taxonomy places the organism in Eukaryota, Fungi, Ascomycota, Pneumocystomycetes, Pneumocystales, Pneumocystaceae. The record is from RefSeq and is a predicted model, not a curated record.